UUUUUGGGGCAAGGCGCCAAGAAAGCCCCUAGCGGGGGACAGGGGGCCACGCCAGCAACACCAAGGCGGGAAUACAUCCGGGGACGCGCGCGCCCCGCGCGAAAACGCAAGAAAGCUGCCGGAAUUCCGCCGAACCAAGGACAAGCGGGCGCCCCCUUCCCUGUGUUGUUUGAUUGUGUUGCCGCUCGCGCGCAGGGGCGCGCGCCCGGGCGGGCCCUUUCGGAGCGGCCCGGCAGGGUCCGGGGCGCUUGUUCGGCCGGGCGCGGUGCCUGUGUUGGUUCCCCUCUCUCACUCCCCGUGCCCGGGGCCUGUCUUUGCCGCCCGCCUAGGCGGGGCGGGGCGGCGUGAUGGGUGCGCAGCCCUGCCCCGGCGCAGUAUGCGUGCGCAUUUUGGCAGCGGCGGCGCCAGGCAAUCUCUGCGCCAGCGCCGGGCCUUCAGGUGCUUGCCCCAAUGGGAGCGAAGCCGGCCUGCGCUAUUUGCCUGCGGCCAGUUGAACACAUCACAGGCCUGGGUGUUGAUCCCGGCGCGGCUUCCCAUAUUGGUUCGGAGUGUUGUCGCCCGUCCCCCCGAGCCAGCCCGCCAGGUUGCAAUCUACCUCCGCCUGGCGGCCCGUCCCGUGUGCUGCCUGUCGAUUGGCCCUGGCCUUACUUUUUUGUUAGCUUCACGCACCCAUUCCCGGGCCAGUGCGGGCGGAGCGUUCGUAAGCAUUGUUAGUGGGGUUGCUUCGUCGCGCAUUGGGCUAUGCUUGAGCGUGGGCUGA
Molecule: messenger RNA, 760 nt
Organism: Amoebophrya sp. A120
Lineage: Eukaryota; Dinophyceae; Syndiniales; Amoebophryaceae
Source: the annotation of a GenBank genome assembly